Messenger RNA from Podarcis lilfordi (Lilford's wall lizard), 19853 nucleotides. NCBI's taxonomy places the organism in Eukaryota, Metazoa, Chordata, Lepidosauria, Squamata, Lacertidae. The record is from the annotation of a GenBank genome assembly.
AAACCAUUCAUUACCUCAGUACCAACAAGACCAUGAGGCCCACACUCAGCUGCCUUCUUCUGGGUGAGUAAGAAAUUGAUAGGCUAAGACAUUCAACAUAAGCAAGGAGAAAUAGCUCAGAGGCAGAGCAAAUGCAUUGCAUGUAGAAAGUUGUUGAUUCAGGCUGCAUAUGCCCCAUAUAUUUAAAGGCAUAUUUAAAACACAUUCGCCCCCAAAUGGUUCUGGGCAUGGUAGUUUAUGCUAUAAUUCCCAGCACCACCAAGAAGCAAAAGUUCUCAGGAUUCUUUUCUCCCUCCCUCCCUCCCUCCCUCUCUUUUUGCAAGGGGAUGUGCUUUAAGUGUGUUAUAAAUGCAUGGUAGUAUGUAUGUACUGUUAGACAGGUAAGAUACUAGCGGGUGAUGUGAAAGACUCCUGUUUUCAUUGGAGAAAUGUCGGAGGUUGUGCUGUUAGGACUGGCUUGUGCAGGAACUUUCAAGUUUCAUUGUGAUGCAGUAGAAUGAAUUGCUGUGAAGACCAUUUAGCCAAAGCCUCCAUCACACCCCAUUUCCAACUCAAGUGGCAGACUCUGAUGUUCUGGGUGGUAUUCAACUAAAUAAAAGCACUAGUACAAGGGUGAGCACUAAUGCAAUUGGACCUCCCCCCUCCUACCCCUCUAUGCACUGCACACUGCCCCCAACUCUGCUUUGGAGGGUUGAAGAAUCCUACAGAAAAGACACAGGGGGAAUGGGAGGGGAGGGGAGGGGGGAACAUUCUGCUGCAUUGGAAGAAACCCUUGCUUUGGCAGAACAUUGUCCUUGGUGCUAUGCUGAAUACAACCCUUUGUAAUUAUGAUUAAGAUGGAAGCGGGGAGAGGAAAGGGACAGACACAAACCUGGAACAACCAAAAAACAUUAAAGGAAAUCCGUUUCUGCAAAAUGUGAAGAAGUCUCUGGCAUUUUAAAGAUGAAUGUACAGAAUUUUAUAAGGAAGAACUUUCUGCUUUAGACAUUUGUUGCCUCAGCAAUGUUUCUUUUUUAAAAUAAAACUCAGUAUGGGGCUUUCUAUCCUGGCAAACAGCUGUUUUUAAUAUCGUUUUUUAAAUAUUGGUCCUAGGAUUUGUUAUUUGUCAAGGGAUUUGUCUUGGAUUUGCUGUUGUGCACGAAGAUGAAAGAGGUAAAAAUUAUUUUCUCCUGGAGAAUAUUUGGAAAAAUGUGGGAGCAAUUAUUGAUUCAAUUUUUACCAUUGUUUACUAUUAUUUUAAUGUUGUUGAAGAGGGCAAUGUUCUUGGCCUCUACUCCUUCCAGGUAUCCAUCUAUUUAAGAAAUGUAUUUAAUCAAAUGAUCUAUCAGCACAUGUCAUGGUCUUGCAAAAGAGUACAAAUUUUGGGAAAAGGUGAUGAAGGAAAUUUCUGAAUAAUAGACCUCAAUCUGUGAUUUUUAAAUAUUUUUAUGGGUCAAAUAUAGACUUAAUAUAUAACCAUAACACAGGAACUGAAAGUAAUGUCAAACUGCACGUGCAUUGUCCUCUGUACCAGACUUUGGAAUGAAAAUAAAAGGGUGGAGAAUUCCUGAUGCAUGGGUUUCACUUCAGAAGAUGGCUAGCUAAUUUGCAACUGCAAGAUCCAGACAGAAAGUGAGAUGGGGAGAAUUAAUAUGGGCAGCAGUCAGCUCCUUAGUUGAAGCCCAGGGACAAAGGUUAAUCCCUCUUUCUUUCCUUUAUCUGCUGAAUAGUCCAUAGCGUUUAUAUUAUGUACACAUCCUAUCCUCAAAUGCACUAGAAAGUACUUCCAUGUAAACAUAUCUUGUUCAUGGGAUGCUGCUUCUUUAAAAAAUGUUAACAAUUGCUGUUUCUUUGUAGGAUCUGGUGGUCCACGACAAUGGCGAUUAGAUAACAUUUGGAAGCGUUAUGAUAUAGGUAUGUUUUGGACCAUGUCUGCAUCGUUAGCACCUGUAAAUCCCAUGUUGGAGCAAUCGAAAGAAAGGGUCACAAUGCACAUUGCUCCGUGAAGUGGAGCCUGACACGGAACAACACGGCAUUUGCACUUGUUAUGAAUCAGCGUGUAAAUGUUACACGAAGCAUGUACAAACAACCCCACCACACAGUAGAAUUUGCAAAAAAGGGGAAGGCCAUUGGCAUGCAUUUGAUUGUCACAGUAUGUACACAUUAAACCAUGAUAGAAUCAACUUUAAAGUUAAUGCAACAGCCUAAAGGAUAGUGACCUGGGUGGCAGUGCGAGCAUUGCCUCACCUUGGAUCAGACUGAUUUAACUGACCAAUUGUGUCGCAAAUAACUCGGUUCUGCCCCCCUCCCCCAACAUAAAGCUUGUCCGUCUAACAUUAAGCCUGCCCCCCCAAUAAAUCCUGGCUAUGCCCUUGGCUGCCACCAUGUUAUGCUUGCUGGUAAAAUAAUGUAAAGCCCUGACCCUCUCAGAGACAAUCAAGCCAGUAUAAAAUGGAGAGGGUUUGAAAAUACUGCAUAGCUAGUUGGUUGCAGUUCUUUUUAAAAGUAUUUUGCAUGAAAAUCAGUGAGCUCAUACUGUUUAUAUACUUGUCAUUGUGCUAGUUAGUAUUGCUAAGUAACGCUGCUUAUAUACUUGCGGAUUAAAUAUUUGCUCCUUGUCCACUUCUUCCUCGGGUGGCGCUGUGGUCUAAACCACAGAGCCUAGGGAUUGCCGAUCAGAAGGUCGGUGGUUCGAAUCCCCGUGACAGGGUGAGCUCCCGUUGCUCGGUCCCUGCUCCUGCCAACCUAGCAGUUCGAAAGCACGUCAAAAUGCAAGCAGAUUAAAAUGUACCACUCCAGCAGGAAGGUAAACAGCGUUUCCGUGUGCUGCUCUGGUUCGCCAGAAGUGGCUUAGUCAUGCUGGCCACAUGACCUGGAAAAACUGUCUGCGGACAAACGUCGGCUCCCUCAGUAAAGCGAGAUGAGCGCCGCAACCCCAGAGUCGUCCGCGACUGGGCUUAAUGGUCGGGGGUCACCUUUACCCACAUCUUCCUAAGACCAACCAGUUCUUCUCUGCCCUCAGUGCAGGAGGGCACAGCUUGCCUGUGGAAUACCAUUUUUAUCUUUUCCUCUGUUUAGUUUAUGUGGAUGAUGAAGACAGUACUACCAGUGACAAUGACACAUCCGUAGACUGUGGUCCUAAUUCUGUUUCAUACAGUAACUCCAGCUGUGUCUGUGAAGAAGGAUACAGGGAAAUGACAACUUUGGGAACCAAUCACACCAGUUGUGAGAGUAAGUGUGUUAAUUCUCAGAUCCUUUAAAUGGCAUCUACUUGAGCUGCACAGUGAUGAAAUUUGAUAUUCAGUCAUUGCUAAUGUCAUAACCAAUGGCAAUACGCCAUUAUUUUUCUGUCAAUGUUAAACUGUUUCUCAGAGGGUUUUAAUUGUCCUUGUUUCAAUUGGCUUCUUUAUUGUAUGUUUUAAUAAAUGAUGUUUCAUUCCUCUCUUAUUGAAUUGCUAUUGUGUAUUAUAAUCACGAAUGAAUGUCCUAAUUGAUUCUAUAGUUGUAAACUGCUUACAAGCCAUUCUGGAAUGCAAGAAGUAUAUAAGUUAAUAAAUAACACUGGGGUUUUAGCCAUCCCAAAGGGUAGAAAGUAUUUCUUUAUUAUCAAUAAAAUCCUAAUUCUGUAGGUGGAAAGAUGGUGCAGCUGUCAGGAUCAGAAGCCGAAGCUCUUUAGGCACAGAUAUCAGCAGAGGAUUGCUGGAAAACCUGGUGGGUUGAGGGUGGGGGCUACAAUAUAUUCUUCACACAUAGCAGUCUUCUCUUACACAUAUAAGCUUAAAUGAUUAUUAUACAAAAGCAAUCCAUGCUAAAAGUGUUUAGUAUUUAGAAGCCUAAACUCUUUUAGACCCCAGUUCAAUACAUUCAGAAAUAACUAGAAGAUAUAAUUUUUGAUCAGAAAAAAUGGUGGCACAAUCUGUCAUCUCCAAACACAUAACAAGCACACAAAUCGUACAAGUUUACAUGGAGCCCAUGCAUUGCAUGUUAGUUGUACAUUAUGUUUUCUUUACAGAAAUUCCCUACCACUGCCAACCAGAUAUUGUAAGACAAAAUGGUGGUCUAGGGGUGUGUUUCAAUGCAACAAAACCAGAGGUAUGUGUGUUGUGAUAUGUGUGAAAUUAACACAGUUCUGUAAAUCUGAUAUGCUUAACCUUACUGGGUUGGUUGGUAUGCUAACACUGUCAAUGUUUCUUCUUUGAAAUGCAAAUGGUGAUUCUCCCCACUAGAACAGUAGUGCUAAAUGCAAAUUAGAUGUUUUCAUUGUUAGCUAACUCACUCUCAUUCUCCAAAUCUGUUGAAAAUUGAGGGAACUGCAGGGAAGGAGGAAAUUGGACAAGGAAAAUGCUUGAUUCAUGUUCUACUCACAUGGAACACAUAACGAAAAUCCUGUGCUAAGCAUGUGUGGGAGGCAACCUGCUUAUGAUUUCUAUAUGCGGAGCUAAUUACUCUAUAUAUCCUCGAUAUUCAUAUAUAUAUAUAUGUAUAUAUAUAUAUAUAUAGUAUAUAUUUUGUAUUGCUCAUUGUUUUAAAGUUUACUGGUUGUAAAAUGAUUUUGUUGUAUUCUAUCUUUGAGACUUUUAUGUUCGUCACUAAUAAAUGUAAUAAAAAUUAUUAUUAUUAUGUUCCAGACCUCACUCUGAUGUUAAAGGCAGGGUGUGUUAAGAAAGGGGUUGGGGGAGGGUUGUGAAAGAACCACUGUUUUUGUGAAGAGCUGCUGGAAGGAAAGGGAGGAAACUGAAAUAGGUCUUAUCUGCCCAACAUCUCUGUGAAGUAAGUUUGGCUGAGAGAUAAUGGGCAGAUCCACCCCAUACAUUUACAACGUAUUCAAUGGACAAUAAUCAACACGACUUCCUUCACAAAAUCCUGGGAACUGUUGUUUGUUCAGAAUUCUGCAAAUUGUAACCCUGGGAGGGGGAACUACAGUUCCUAGAAUUCUUUGGGGGAAAUAAUUUGCCUUAAAUGCACAACUGAUCUGCCCAGCAACAUGGCCAAAGCUCUCCUAGUGAGCGUCAUACCUAAGAGGGGAUUUGAAUCUGGGUGUCUCUAAUCCUAGUGCAACCAUUAUAACCACUAUUUGGCCCAGCAAAAUAUUUUCUGCUCAUGCCUGGGGCAAUAUCAGACCAUUUGACUUAACCCAGCCUAUACUACUUUUUGGGGGUAUUUCAUUGUAUUUCCUUGUCAGCUGAUCUCUGCCAACACGCAUUUCUUCUCUUCUCUUAGAAUUACUUCAGCCAUAACAACAGUUACUACUGCUCAGUGGUGGGGCCAGCCUUCAAUGUUUUUUUAUCCUUCUGUGAAAAUGGCAGUGUGAUACCAACUUCCUUGCAGGUAAGGCUUCCCAAGAACUGAGGCAACAUUUGGCCACAGCAUCUCCUUCCUGAGAAGUUCUGUGCCUUCCUGUUUGCAAGACUGUGUGGUUUCCUACUGUGUACUGUGGUCAGUGAAGGAUGGGUGGCUCUAUGACAGUUUACACAGACAAGGCUUUCAAUGUUCAAAACUGUUUAAUUUCAAACAAAUAAAAAUAUGGAGAUCAUGUGGCCCUGCAGAUGUUAUUGGACUAGAAUUCCUAUCAUCCUUACCCAUUAUCCAUGGGAGAAGAAUACAGAAAAAAAGGUAAUAUUUUUUGAUCUUGAAGUGGUCUAUGUAGUUGAUAUUAAAUUGUAAAUUUUGUUGUUGUUUCACAAUUAAAGAACAGACAGACAGGUAGAUAUUUUCUUUUGCUCUAGGAUAAUGUACACCCAUUGAGCCGUACAAAAUCUACUGUGCUAUGUACAUAUUCUGAGAAUUCAUUCAUUCAUUCAUUGAAUUUUUAUACCGCCCUAUACCUGGAGGUUUCAGGGCGGUUCACAAAAAAGAUCACAAUAUAUGAAAAUAAAAACAAUAAUCCAAUAACACUCCCCUCCCCAAAGAGUCACAUUUUAAAUUUCAGCCAAAUUUCAGCCAAAGGCCUGGUUAAAAAGGAAUGUUUUUGCCUGGUGCCUAAAAGUGUAUAAUUAAGGCACCAGGCGAACUUUCCUGGGGAGAGCAUUCCACAAACGAGGAGCCACUGCAGAGAAGGCCCAUUCUCGUGUUGCUACCCUCCUGCCUCUCUUGAAGAACUGAUUGUAAAAAGGCAAGCAAGGUUUUGAAUUGUCAUGUUGUUUCUUUGCUUCUUGUAAUGCUGCAGGACACAGUGGGCUCCGUUGACAAACUUCUUGUCAGCAGUUCCCUACAGAGUAUUGAAACAAAUGAGGAGCGUGUAUCAGCUGUGACAUUGGUUUUGGACGGACUGGCCUCAACCGCAGUUGCAAAAGCUAUUGCAUCUCCAGAGCACCAAUCUCAGACUGUGGUUACUAACUCAAUAGGUAAGGAGAAUUGUCCAUGGAGUUUUCUUGGCAGGGAUACUGGAGUGGCUAGUCGUUUCCUGCUCCAGGUGGAUCACGUUUAGUCAAAACUCUCCACUAUGACCUGUCCAUCUUGGGUGGCCCUGCACGGCAUAGCUCAUAGUUUAUCUGAGUUGUUCAAGCCCCUUCGCCACGACAAGGCAAUGAUCCAACUACCACACAAUUGCGCUCAUUUCACAUGCUAGCAAGGUUAUGCUUAAAAUUCUACAAGGCAGGCUUAAGCAGUAUGUUGACCGAGAACUCCCAGAAUUGCAAGCUGGAUUUCGAAGGGGCAGAGGAGCCAGAGACCAAAUUGCAAACAUGCGUUGGAUUAUGGAGGAAGCUAGAGAGUUCCAGAAAAACAUCUACUUCUGUUUCAUUGACUAUGCAAAAGCAUUUGACUGUGUUGACCACAGCAAACUAUGGCAAGUUCUUAAAGAAAUGGGAGUGCCUGAUCACCUCAUCUGUCCACUGAGAAAUCUCUAUGUGGGACAAGAAGCUAUAGUUAGAACUGGAAAUGGAACAAUUGAUUGGUUCAAAAUUGGGAAAGGAGUACGACAAGGCUGUAUAUUGUCUCCCUGCUUAUUUAAGGCUGGACUGGAUGAAUCCCAAACCGGAAUUAAGAUUGCCAGAAGAAAUAUCAACAACCUCAGAUAUGCAGAUGACAUAGCCUUGAUGGCAGAAAGUGAGGAGGAAUGAAAGAACCUUUUAAUGAAGGUGAAAGAGGAGAGCGCAAAAUAUGGUCUGAAGCUCAACAUCAAAAAAACUAAGCUCAUGGCCACUGAUCCCAUCACCUCCUGGCAAAUAGAAGGGGAGGAAAUGGAGGCAAUGAGAGAUUUUACUUUAUUGGGUUCCAUGAUCACUGCAUAUGGUGACAGCUGUCACAAAAUUAAAAGAUGCCUGCUUCUUGGGAGAAAAGCAAUGACAAACCUAGACAGCAUCUUAAAAAGCAGAGACAUCACCUUGCCGACAAAGGUCCGUAUUGUUAAAGCUAUGGUUUUCCCAGUAGUGAUGUAUGGAAGUGAGAGCUGGACCAUCAAGAAGGCUGAUCGCCGAAGAAUUGAUGCUUUUGAAUUAUGGUGCUGGAGGAGACUCUUGAGAGUCCCACGGACUGCAAGAAGAUCAAGCCUAUCCAUUCUGAAGGCAAUCAGCCCUGAGUGCUCACUGGAAGGACAGAUCCUAAAGCUGAGGCUCCAAUACUUUGGCCACCUCGUGAGAAGAGAAGACUCCCUGGAAAAGACCCUGAUGCUGGGAAAGAUGGAGGGCACAAGGAGAAGGGGACGACAGAGGAUGAGAUGGUUGGACAGUGUUCUCGAAGCUACCAACAUGAGUUUGAUCAAGCUGCGGGAGGCAGUGGAAGACAGGAGUGCCUGGUGUGCUCUGAUCCAUGGAGUCACGAAGAGUCAGACACAACUAAACGACUAAACAAUAACAACGGAGAAUUAAGAGGGCUUUCAAAGCAGCAGCAGCAGCAGCAGAAGAAGAAAUGUUUUGUUUGUCUUCAUUUUAUAUUGCUGAAACCCAGUGGAUAAAAUUCUGCUUCUCCUUUCCUUCCUUCUUUCUGUUUCCUUGUAUUUCUGUUGUGAUGCUAACAGAAAGCCAUGAUUGGGGAUUUUUUACCAACUAUAUUGGAAAGUUGAGAAGGAAGGUUUGGAGAUUUCGAGAGAUUUGUCACACAUAGGGAUGGAAGAGAAUUCUGUUUGGUCUGCACUUUAAACAGAACAUACAUGAUUUGCAGUUAACAUACAUUGAGUGGAACACAGUUAAAAACUCCCCUGCAUACAAAGGGGGUUGGGGGAUGAGUACAAAAUGUGUAUAUUAGGAGAAAAUGGAUGAAACCACACAAACAUUUUUCUUCUUCUUCAAAAAAAGUGCAGUAAAUGGGAUGGAACAGACUUAUUAUUGAAUGCAUGUGAAACUGACUUAAAUGGAAAUAAGCUGAUCCAUACACCCCUAGCCAUUUAUAGUGAUGGGUGAGCUCUCAAUGGCUAGAUCGGGAAUGAGCAAGGCUUUUUGUGAACUUUCAUGGUUAGUGUUUGGAAAAGUCGGUGUUUCAUUAUUUGUGUUUCAUGACAUGUGUGCUCCUGCCUUCAUAUCUGUUGUUGCGGUCCCUUCUGGGAUUUGCUUUUUCAUUGUCCUACAAACACAUAGUUAGUCAUCAUGAUGUGUAUCUAAGAACCCAUGUCUCUUCUUUGCUCAUUGUAGUGAUCCAAACCCACAUAAUCAGUGAAGAGUUUAUUUCAAAAAAUGAAGCUCUGCAUUUAGAGGCUCAAGAAGACCAAAUGACCAUUGAUCCCAGAGCAGUGAUUGACAGGAUCACCCAAGGUAUGCUUUCUGCUCAUUUCUCAGAUAACACUUGUUCAAGAUAAAGAAUAGCAACUUAUCACAGUGCUUCUAAAUCCCUUAGAAAAGUACCUUGAAUAUUCUCUUUCUUCAGACACACCAAACUUUUUACUAUCUUUACCAUGUACUUUUAACUAGUUUCAUUGACUGUCAGCAUCAAUUUGACCUGUAUUUCUCAGCAGUAAAAAAGUGCAACCUAAUUGUACGUAUUUGAGAAGGAGGUCCAGUCUUCAGGUACAAACCACUGGCCCUGGCUGGGAAAUGAGAAUCUGGGACUUGUGGCAGGACAACUAGAAAAUAUCCCUUGUGGCUGGCAUCAGGAUGUGGUGUCCCUGUGCAGGGACAAAGAGUGCAUUGUGCAGACAGCAGCAUGGGAAAUUUAUAUGUGUGGAAUUGCCUAAGGGAAAUAAGGUUAGAAGGAUUUGCUGGAAACACGAUCUGAACUAGAAUACAAAACUGGGAGGUGAGAGGAGGUCAUGGAAAUAAGUAAAGGGAAAAGGCUAUGUAAAGGUCUAAUUUGUUUUUGUUUUAUUGUAACUCAAUGUAUUUUUAUAUUUUUUGUUAAGUUUUCUUUUUUAUUGUAUCUUAUUGUUCUUUUUUACUUGUUUAUUUCUUACUUUGUUAUGGUUAAUGAUUUUUUUUGUAUUUUGUAUGGUUUUUCUUUUUCUUUUUUGUAACUUUAAAUCUGGAAUAAAUAUUAUUUAUAAAAAAAAAAGGAAUUGCCUAAGGGACAAUCACUCUUACAAACACUCUAUUCUACCAAAGAAAAGUACAUGUGUGUAUACCGAGGCAAUCUUUGGUAUGUGACAUGUAUUUUCACUAUUCUGCCUCCGACAUUCCUUCUGUCUCUUGCAGGUCCUGUCGCUGUGGCCUUUAUGUCAUACAGUGGACUGGGAUCACUCCUGAGUGGGAUUCUUCUGCAGGAUGAGACUCAGCAGAGCAGGGGAAUUCUGGGAGAAAUCUUCCACAUGAACUCCAGGAUGCUAAGCGCUUCCACCAGCCGCUGGAUGAGGAAUAUUUCCAGCCCUGUCAACCUCACCUUUCGUCACCUUGAGGUGAGUAAAUGAAUUCUGUAGAGGAGAUCAGGGAAGUGUUUUUUCUGUUCAUAUUGUGAAUAUCUAUUAAGACGUGAGAGAGACCCCUCCCCCAAUGUCAAGGAAAAUGUAGAGCUGGGACAAGACCCUCAGCUGAACUCCCUGUAUACAUCCAAGCUUUGCUCCCUGACACUCAGAUUCACAGGCAGGUAUCCUAGUUUAUCAGAAAUGUUGUCGUAGACAUACCGUAGUUCAUUCUGUUUGUCAUGUAUUCUUUACCUGUUACUUUGCGGCUCCUAUUCUUUGCACCAGAAAGACGCAUAACUUUCAGUGGACUUUCUCCAGAUCUUCCUCCAACCCUUCCCCUUUCUUACAGAAUAAAGUUCCCCAGGAAAAAGUGGUUUGUAUCCACUGGGACUCUGCAAGCAGAAGUGGUGCCUGGUCCCCUGAGGGCUGCCAGCUCCUCCAGUCUAACAGCACUCAUUCAGAAUGCAGCUGUCAGUACCUGUCCAACUUUGCUGUGCUGAUGGCCCCCACUCCCAAGCAGGUAAGUCAGACUUAGGCCUGACAAUGUCUGAGUUCCCUGUUGGAGGAAAGAGUGAAAGACCAGACCCUAAGUCACCACUAAUCCAUUUGUUUUGGGUCCUGUUAUAGUACCGUAUUUCAUGGAUUAGAUAGUGUGAGGCUACUCCAGAGUUAGUGGUGGAGAAACACGUUCAUAGAAUACUUCUGCAAACUGCUGCAGGUUUCUCUGUCAUCAUUAAUGGUUAAAAGGGCAAUUCAGACACCUGAUGUGCCACACUGGUGAGGGGGUGGAAUCAGGCUGAGGUGCUGCACACCAACUUUUUAUUGUAUUUAAGGCAUAACUAUUAGGUUUAAUAGAUAGAUAGAUAGAUAGAUAGAUAGAUAGAUAGAUGAUAGAUAGAUAGAUGAUAGACAUUUCAGCAAGAUGCUCAGGAUCACUUUAAUUUCCCUUAUGGAAUCACUGGAGCUUGUGGAAGCUGAGGAUUUUGUUCCUUUAUGGAAUCGAAAUCUGCUAGAUGAAGUGUAAAAAAACCAUGUUUAUCAAAAGUCAGUUUUUGGUUCUGAGAGCCACUGUCCUGUGUUACAGGGAGCUCUGAUCCUCUCCAUUAUCAGCUACAUUGGACUGAACAUCUCGCUCAUCUGCCUCUUCUUGUCCAUUGUUACCUUUCUCUUUUGCCGCUCCGUCCAAAACAGCAGCACCUUCAUCCACCUGCAGCUGAGUUUGUGCCUCUUCUUUGCAGACCUCAUCUUCUUAAUCGGAAUUGACAAAACACAGAACAAGGUAUUUUGGCACAUCCUUGAAGGAUAUGGCAGAGACUCGAUAACUCUGCUCACUACCCCAUCCAGUCAUGCACUCUGAUCCAAAGCAGUACAGGAUUCUAGUACUGAGUACUGACAAAAGGGCGCCUUUUAUUUCCAUUCCAGAUCCUGUGCUCGGUCAUAGCUGGGACUCUGCACUACCUCUUCCUGGCCUGUUUUGUGUGGAUGUUCUUGGAAGGUGUGAACCUCUUCAUCAUCGUCAAGAACCUGAAAGUGGCAAAUUACGGCGGUACCAGCAAGUGCAUGAAAAUAUCCAUGUACCUCUGUGGCUAUGGGCUCCCUGCCAUGAUAGUUGGCAUUUCUGCAGCAAUUUCACCCGGGUCCUAUGGGACCCAUUAUCAGUAAGUGUCCGUUUUAGAAUAUAGGGAGGCAGGGAGAUCUGCAAAGGUCACCCUUUGAAGUCCUCUGUUUAAAAUAAUUGGAUUGCCCAUGUAACUAGUGCACCUCAAUCUUGAAUGUAUUUACUGAUGGAUUUUAUUAUCACUCUACAGACCCAGGUUUGUGGGCUAACAGACACAAAGACCAGCUAAGGUUUUCCAAGCCCUUUCCACACACCCCAACACAAUAAGGAAGUGGUAACUGUGAUCUUAGUUAGAACGUCACUGGGCAGAUGUGGAUCCCACCUUCCCUGCAAUCUCUGGAUCCUCCUCCAUCUAUAUUCAAAUGGACAUACUGGGCAUUAGACAUAAAACAGAAUCAAUCUGCAUUGGGUUUCUAUUUUCAGAAUGAAACUACAUUUAUGAAAAAGUGUUUUUGAGGGGUAUAUAGUGAGGAAUAGUUCCAGACUGUGUGGACUAGUUAGGGGAAAACAAACAAACAAGCUGAGUGAACACUGAAUGUAGACUAUAUAAUGUUGUGUACAUGUAGCCGUGUUUUCAGGUGUAACUGCAGUUUUGGUGUUUGUGGGUUUUCCAAAAGUUAUGUUGAUGGUAUUUCUUUUUCCUUAGCUGCUGGCUUAACCAUGAGAAAGGUUUUAUCUGGAGCUUCCUGGGACCUGUCUGUGCCAUAAUCGUGGUCAGUAAAAAUAGCUCUCAUUCUCUAAAAAUAACAGGAAAAUGGGGCAAAAACACAAGAAAACACAGACUGCUUGUUGAACAUCUCCCUGCUUUAUAACUGCUAAAGGAAAGGAAAUCUUUUAUGGGCUGAGGUGCAGAAUUCAUAAUUCUUGUUGUCAGCCAGAUCUAGGCCAGGUCUUUGGCUUCAUCUAAUACUUGAAAGGAGUCCUGAGAGUUACUUCUAUAUUUGCCCUCAUGCCUUCAGUUUAAUUAGUUAUCAAUAAUGUGCAAUAUCUCCUUUUUGCUACACUGAUAUGGGCUACAAAUAAUUUUGCAAUGUCACUAGAAACUUUUUCAAACUGAUAGUGAAUCUGCAUCACUCAUCUAGAAGCUGGAUAUGAAUAAAGUGAAUUCCAGAGAGUUUGUUCAUUGAAAUGUCAUCCUGAUUGGUUUUCACAAUAUUUGCGGGAAGGUUAUACAAUGACCCAGUUUAUUAUUUCUGCUUAGUUCAUGGAGCAGUUACAUGAGUUACCAGUACAUUGCCCCAUCAUUUUAUUUCUUGCAAAAGGUCUGGUGUGUGUGUGUUUUACAAGUGGGUUUAUUGCAUGUAAGUACCAAAUUUGUUUUCAUUGCCCAACAUAAAUUUACUGCUUUGCAAUUGAACCCCACUCACAAAAUGCAACAGUCCUAAGAAUUAUGCUUCACAUUUUCCCGUGGAGCACUUUUUAUCCUUUCUCAAAUUAUUUUUCUUUUUCUCAGAUCAACAUUAUGUUUUUCUGCCUUAUUCUGAUGAUCUUGCGUAUGAAACUUGCAUCUCUCAAUUCUGAGAUAACUACCCUCAGAAAUACGAGGUAAGAUAAACCACAUAGUAGUGCAAAACCCAGCUGCCCAGUUUUAAGUGGUGAUUUAAAAAACUGGACUUAGUGAUUUGGCACCUGAGUUACUGGAACACUUCACACAUUAUAGCAAAUCUUAACUGCUUUCCAUUGCUACCCACAACUUUUCCAAGUCUUAUGAAGCUUUGGUUUCCUUCUAUUAAACAUGAGUGAAGAACAUGUACUUUCAAGGACAGCCACUGAGAAAAAGAGGAUUGUCUGGGAUUCGUUCAGAUAAUACAACUUCCCAGUACUGCCCUUACCUUUUCAUGACAUCCAUGCUGUUGCCUUCCUCUUUUGUAGGUCACUGACAUUUAAGGCAAUGGCCCAUGUAUUCAUCCUGGGUGUGACUUGGUGUCUAGGCCUCUUUCAGUUUGGCCCUCUGGCUGAGGUAAUGGCAUACCUGUUCACAAUCACCAACAGUGUGCAGGGAUUCUUCAUCUUCCUGGUGCAUUGCUUGCUGAACAAGAAGGUAAUGUAUGGAACAAGAGAGGGCAGCACUUAGAGCAAGCAAUAUCAAAUAAAAUGUGGGGCAAUAGGAUACAAGUGUCAUUUAAAUUCUACUCAAUAUUGAUCCAGAGCAGAUUCCAACAUAUACUUAGCGGAGUAAAAACUUAGACCAGAGGCAAUGAAUAUUUCAUCCAGCAGAGCUUUACUGCUAUUGAAGGCAAAUGAGCAUAAUGGUCUCAAAUCCAAUACAUUCAGGAUUGGCACUGUCCAUAAGAAAUCCAGUUGCAGCAGACUUAACUUAAACUUACAAUACUUAUAAUAAGUUUUAAACUCAACACUAACCCACAGAACACCACACCAGACAGAAAAGAGAUAGAAAGAGAAAGUAAGUGAAACCCAGGCGCCUUCUGGCCCUACUAUUAUAGUCUGCAUGACCUUGACAGAAAGAGAUAACAGAACCAGUUUAAACCAGCUGUACUCAGCUUCUCAAACAUCAUGAAGCUUCUUUCACACAGAGAAGCUUCAAGAAUCCUCUUGAGCUAAGUAGAAUAGGAAAGAUCUCUGCACAUCAGAUCAAUACUUUCUGUACUAAGAAAUGUAAAUUGACAAUAAGAUAUAACUUAGUGCAAAUUUUCAAGGCUGACUCCUGGUGGACCAUUGAACAAGGGACAAUUUUGUUCCUUGCUCCCUGCAAUACUCACUCCAAAGAAACAGAAUGAGGUUGGCAGCCAAUACUGAGCAGAUCAGCUCUGCAAGUGCACCUUGGGUUCAGAAUCAGAAACUUCCUUCCUCCUCCUCCUCUUAUGAUUCCCCAGUGACCAUUUAUAUUGCUACUACAGGUAUUCAGAACUAAACUCCUCACUUUUGACAGUGUUUGUCCCCUUCCUUCUCUUAACUGGUGCAAGUGGAAUGACUUUAUGAAGCCUAAUUAAGAGUAUAUAAAUCACAUCGAACAAUUUGCUUCAAUUUGGCUGGCUGUUACAUGCAUGCAAUAGAGGUUAUGCUCUAGUGCAGGGAUGGGGAACCAACAGUCUGGGAGCUAUUCUGGGUUUAUUAGGUAUCCAAUUUGGCAUGUGAGGAGGUCAUUUCCCCCAAAAUGCACCCACCUACCCAUCAGGUGAUGAUGUCAGAUGAUGGUUGGGAGGGCAAUGUUUAAUCCUGCCUUGGCUGUGUGCCCUGUUCCCAGGAGGAAAAAGGUUCACACAGCCAAGGCACUAGGGUUUAAUCUCUGCUCAUCGUCUGAUGAUAGGGAUUAAAUCUUGCUCAAAAGCACAGUUUGAAGCAGCUCAUGCUUCUAUGAAGUGAGUGGCUGGGCAACUGUGACAAUACCCUCCCCUAGUGGUGCUGCUGCUGCCUGCCUGCUUGCAUGGGAAGCAUACAAGCUACUUCAAAGAGUGCUUUUGAGAAACACUUUGAAGUAGCCUCCACAAUCCUCUUUCAGCUCUAAUGUCGGUGCAGAAGCUGCCUUAAAGUGCUUCUCAAAAGCUCUGUUUGAAGCAUCCUCAUCUCCAUGCAUUUGUUUAAAGGUUAUUGCAGCGAUGGUAGAUGGUAAAACUUAACCUGUGCCAUUCUGUUUUCUUUCUUUUUGUUCUGCACUCUCAUCUUCAUAUAACCUAAUUAAGAGUGUAUAAAUCACUUUUAAUAAUCUGUCCCAUUUUGCUUGCUUGUUAUAUGCAUGCAACUGUUGGGAUACUGCCAGGGAGAUAAAGUCCAUCAUGGCCCCCAAGCCGGCUGCCGGAUGAUCCAUCGAUCUCCCAUAGACACGCAGUAUCAGCAAUUAGCGGCAUGAGCUCAAGAACGUUCUAGAGCCGAUGCACACUCUCUAUCAGCAGAUAAUGCACAGCAGAAGUCGCACUCAGGAGAGCAUUAUUUACAAGUUUAUUCAGCGUUGAUCAGAACAAAGAAAAACAUGACUGCCUGCAUCAGUGUCUCCAGACACAGAGAGAGAAACGAAAGCAACAGAAAACAUAAACAUCCUGUGAACAGAAAAUGCGCAGACUCUGACUCACAAAGCCUGCUCCCUUUUUAGGUGGAACGGAAAUAUCCUAACAGCAACAUAGGCUAUGCUUUAGUGACUGCAGAGUCUAGGAGGGUUUGACUGAGGCUAGAACUUUAGUCAGCAGCUAGCAUCUGCACUACUCUGUUCCCUCUUUUUUUUCCUGGCAGUUUUUCACUCUCCACUGUGCAAUCAGGCAAUACUGGAGUUCUCAUGAGCGAGGACUAUGAGCACAACCCUGAGAUUUAUUUUAGAGAAGCAAGGAGAGGGAAGACAGGAUGUAGUUAAGAGAGGGCCUGAGAGUUAAGAUGAGAAACAAUAGGUUGAGAGUGGGGAGAAGCAGGAGAAAACUGAACAUUGUGAAUGUAUUGGAAACGACAGAAAGGAUGUGUGAUAGAAGGAAAAGCAUAUAGCCACUGAGACACUUGAAAGGAGAUGUGGUGUUGGCUAGAGAGGCUCAUUCCAGAGAUAGAUCAGAAAAAGAACAAUAGGCUCAACAGAGACGGUUCAGACCUGCAGCUGUGAAUCACUGAGUGAUGAGGCAUCAAACAAAGUGUUAACAAGUGAUGUACAAGUUUAGGUAAAACAGCCCUCUGUGGAGGAUGGGGUCAAAGACAGGCCCCAAAUAGGGAAGACUAAAGAUGGAUAUCAAAGGAGGCACUGAGAAAAAGAGGAAACGAUGGUCACUAGUGUGAAUACUGAAGUACUCAAGAAGGAAGGGCAUACAUCAAAAUCUGAAAGGAAAAAUCAAAUAGGAGAGGGGCAGUGGGGAAGAAACAAGCAUAUACUUCAAAAGGAAAAUUAGUUUGCGGAAAGUGUGACAUGGGGCAAUUAAAUGGGGAGAGGAGAAAGGUUAGAUAGUCACAAUUGUCAGCAUCAUGUGAGAAGAAGAGGCAGCGAUGCAAGGGAGUGUUUUUAUGGGGAGACUAGAAAUCUUUUCCUAGUAGCUUUGUAUUUUGAAUCCUCAGGUAAGAGAAACAUACUGGCGUUUGAUUUCUUGCAAGAAAGAUAUCAAGUCUCCUGCUUCUGACAUGACGAUGACUUCUGUCCCCAUCACCAAUCCCAUGGUAAGAAAGGUGCAUAAUCCAGAUAUCUUAGCAAUAAUGAUAUGGUUACCCUUGCUUCCGCCAUGUAUUCAUGGCAUUCCAUAGGAUAUCUGCACAUUUAGGGGGCAGAUAUGCUUCUCCAGCACAUGCCAUCCUCCUAGUAGAAGCAUAAUCUCUCCACAGAUUGUAGCUGGGAGAAGUUAGCUGGGCCAUCAUCUGGGUAUCAUAUGCCUGGCUAGAAAGAGUAAUGCUGAUGCAGGUUCUGAGAUGUCUAUGAUUUCUGUACCUGUCAGUGUCCCCAUGGUAAGACAGAUGCAUGAUCCAGACAUUUUCUCUAACCAGCAGUGAUAUACCGUAUUUUUCGCACCAUAGGACGCACCGGUCCAUAGGACGCAUUAAGUUUUUUGGGGGGGAAAUAAAGGAAAAAAAAUUAUUUCCCCCCCAGGCACUUGUGGGGCCGGCAGCGGGGAGAAGCGCUCUUCUCCCCGCAGUCCGCCUUCAGAUCAGGUCCGGGGACAGCGGGAAGACGCGCUGCGUCUCCCUGCUGUCCCCGGAGCUUGGGGGCAGGCAGCGGGGAGAGCGCUCUUCUCCCCGCCGCCCGCCUUCACAUCAGGUCCGGGGACAGCGGGAAGACGCGCUGCGUCUCCCUGCUGUCCCCGGAGCUGGGGGCAGGCAGCGGGAGAGCGCUCUUCUCCCCGCCGCCCGCCUCACAUCAGGUCCGGGGUCCGCGGGAAGAAGGGCUGCGUCACCCUGCUGUCCCCGGGGCAUUGUGGCAGGCAGCCGGGAGUAUCGCGCGUAUCCCCCCCGCCCGCCUUCACAUCAGGUCCGGGGGCAGCGGGCAGACGCGCUUCGUCUCCUGCUGUCCCCGGAGCUGGGGCAGGCAGCGGGGAGAGCGCUCUUCUCCCCGCCGCCCGCCUUCACAUCAGGUCCGGGGACAGCGGGAAGGCGCGCUGCGUCUCCCUGCUGUCCCCGGAGCUGGGGCAGGCAGCGGGGAGCGCUCUUCUCCCCGCCGCCCGCCUUCACAUCAGGUCCGGGGACAGCGGGAAGACGCGCUGCGUCUCCCUGCUGUCCCCGGAGCUGGGGGCAGGCAGCGGGGAGAGCGCUGCUCUCCCGCCGCCCGCCUUGAUAUCAAGUCCGGGGACAGCGGGAAGACGCGCUGCGUCUCCCCGCUGUCCCUGGAGCUUGGGGGCAGGCCGCAGGGAGAAGCGCUCUUCUCCCCGCCGCCCGCCUUCAGAUCAGGUCCGGGGACAGCAGGAAGACGCGCUGCGUCUCCCCGCUGUCCCCGGAGCUUGGGGCAGGCAGCGGGGAGAAGCGCUCUUCUCCCUGCCGCCCGCCUUCAGAUCAGGUCCGGGAACAGCAGGAAGACGCGCUGCGUCUCCCAGCUGUCCCCGGAGCUUGCGGGGCCGGCGGCGGGGUCUCCCCGCCGUCAGCCUCCAAACCACUUCGGGAGACAGUGGGAUGGCGGCGUUCCGCCUCCCUCUGUCCCCCGACCUUGUGGGGCUGGCGCUGGGGCUCUCCUGAGCCUGGAGAGCGAGAGGGUCGGUGCGCACCGACCCUCUCGCUCUCCAGGCUUUAGUGAGCCUGCAUUCGCACCAUAGGACGCACACACAUUUCCCCUUCAUUUUUGGAGGGGAAAAAGUGCGUCCUAUAGUGCGAAAAAUACGGUAGUUAACCUUGCAUCUCUCAGCCCCGUAAUAUUCACAGAAUUUCACAUUCUUAGGACAUCUGCCCUUUAUAGGUGACGGAUUUGCUUCUCCAGGACAUUUGUUCCUCCUACUAUGAAAUACCAUCUAUUCACAGAUAGCUGAGCUGUUGUGGGAUUAUUAUAUACCUGGCCAGAAGGAGCAAUGCUGGUGUAGGCUCUGCAUGAUGUUGUACCUUCAUUUCUGGGAGUUUUUCUCCACCUUUCUGGUUCAGCAGUAAAUUGCUGAGUCAAGUGAAACCUCAGUGCAACCUCAAUGAACUCUAGAGAGCAAUCAGAGCUCUGCCUGUAAUAAAAAACAUCACUUUGACCUGUCCUGUGCUGGACAUUUUGAAACUUUCUUUUUCAACCAUUCAUUGCAAGAGAAUGAAAGACUCCCAAAAUAUCAUGGGGGUGGGGAAAGGAAAUUUGCUGGAAGUUUUGAGAGGGGUUUCCUUUCUUUAACUUCAUCAGGUGGCCAAAGGUUUUCUUUUUUACAAGCUUUUUUUUAAAUCCCAUUCUGCUGAAAUGGUGCAAAGCUCUUACUGCAGCUUCCCACUGGCCACACCCACUGGAAGGGAAUUUCAGCCCAGCCUUAAUUUCAGGCUCAUAUUUUAAUAAACUAUUUGGUUUAUAACCCUAGUACUGAUCACUGCCUUGCAGGGUUUAACAGAGAGGAACAUGAUGGGAGGAACAUGUUGUUCAUUGUGCAGCCUGGAGCUCGCACAGCAAUUGCGCCCUAAUUGGUCCCAAUACCAUCGCGUGAUUGCAGUGCAGCCAACUUGGGAUGCAACAGAUUUUAUAGAUCCAGUAUUUCAUGGAAUGUUUCGUAGGAAAUGUGUUCAGAUAUUAUGGAUUACAGUUUUUUAAAGGACUGUUUUUUACUAUUAGAGUUGCAGGUUGAGUGUUGUAGAAAAUUCUCCCUGCUGUUAAAUGCUGGUUUCUUAAAGGCUGAAGUGGCCGAUAGGUUUCUGUGUUAAAGGUAGACAGACUCACAUAUUCUGAAUUUUGCACUCUUUUGCUUAUGUAUCAUAGCCUGUGACCUAAGGAACGUCUUUCCUUAUCUUUUCCAGAGGAAAGAGGAAAGCACUGCUUCAGGGAAUCAACAGAUGGUGGGAUGGGGGACAGAGCCAUAAUCAAAUACCAUGUUUUGGUCUCUUCCUUCUGCAUCCAAAAUACAACUGAAUGAAACUGGACGAACUACAGGAAUUUUUCAUAUCCAAGCAAUUAUUCCUUGUUUGGUUGCCUUCCAGCUUUUUAAUGUACCAGGAUUAAAAAAACCAUGGAAAUCCUCAUAUUCAAGACAUUUCCUAUUACUAUUACGAUACACUGUAGAUCUCAAACACUCCUGUUGCCCGUUGAAGUUUUAGGUAAUAGAAGAUGAUGAGCUUAACAAAGCAAUGGACAUUGAUUGAACCAACAGAGGAGAAGACUCAUGGCUGUCACUGGGACUGCUUCAUAGUGUCUUGGCAACAGUACCCUAAUGGCAAUAACUACUUACUUUAGGUAGCAGUGAUCAAGUCUGUACCUAUAUAUUCAUAUUCAUAUUCUGGCUGAGGCCUUUGAGGCAAAUUUUCCUUCGAAACCCAGGUUCUCACAAAUAUUUGGGAACAGAAGAAAAGCUCCGCUAAUAAUUUCACCUGCUGUCACUUGAGAUGAAAUAUGUAUACAUAUAUGCAUACAUACAUACAUACACAAAUACGAUGAUUCUUGAGUGUGGAGAGAGAGAAAAACACCAGGAAACACUG